Molecule: messenger RNA, 1863 nt
Organism: Spea bombifrons (plains spadefoot toad)
Lineage: Eukaryota; Metazoa; Chordata; Amphibia; Anura; Pelobatidae
Product: gastrula zinc finger protein XlCGF48.2-like
Exons: 5
Coding region: 312-1778 (488 amino acids)
Biological process (GO): regulation of transcription by RNA polymerase II
Molecular function (GO): RNA polymerase II cis-regulatory region sequence-specific DNA binding; DNA-binding transcription factor activity, RNA polymerase II-specific
Source: RefSeq, a predicted model, not a curated record
ACUUCCGCCACCGCGGGAAGCCGGAAUCAGAUCAUACAGGAAGUGCUUCGCGGCCAUGCUGGAUAAGGGCAGAAAUCCCUUUUAUCCCUCCUGCAGGCGGUAGAGAUGGAUCUUUGCGAUGUGAAAGCAAGAAUGGGAUUGAUAUGAGACGUUUACCCGGAUUUAUUAAGAAUAACAGGCGUCCCAAUCACCAUGGAAACCUUUACUUCUGUAUUGCCGAGGGAGGGAUAGUUACUGUCAGUCUGGGCAUCCUGAGGACCCCCUUCCUUCACCACCUCUUAUAAUUUCUUUAUUCGGGAUCGUCUGCGACCAUGGAUACGGGCAGGAACCAGAUGACCAAGAGGAUCUUGAACAUUACUCUGGAGAUCAUCUAUCUGCUGACCGGAGAGGACUGUGUGGUUGUGAAGAAGUCCGGCGAGCAUCUGUCGCUCAAGAGUAGUCCCAACGGGUCUGAAGAAUCCUGUAGGAGCUGGAAUCCCACCACAGCGUCUCCGCCGUCCUCGCUGAUGUGUGAGAAGGACAACGGCCAGAAGAUCCUGGAGCUGACCAACACAAUCAUCCAGCUGCUGACCGCAGAGAAGUGGGAGUUGGCAGAAGGCCACCAUGAGCCACAGGAGAACAACACGAUGAAGGAUCUCCAGCCCUUCAGCUCAACCGGUGACGGAUCAGACAGAGGGCCUUCACAGGAACAUCUUUAUGAUCCUCAUUCUAUUCCUGAGAGCGUAAACUCUACGAGUGACGUCAAAUGUUACCAGCAACCAAAAUACUUCAAUGUCGUUCAGAAACUGCCGAAGGAACCGAGGAAUUUUAGUGGCGAUUCGGAGGGGAAUAACGUCAGAGACACGGACAUCAAAAGGGAUUCCUCCUGCGAAGGCGGAGAUAUCACAGGCGCCGUGGCUUCGGCAGAACAAACGUUUCCGAACGACAUCGCAGAAGAACCCUACGAAGAGGGCCACCUGGGGGUCCGUGCAGACCCUGGACCAACGGAGCAAACGGAAGCAGCGUACCCACCUUUCCAGAUCAAAGAGGAGACCUACGCGGGCGAUGAGGGCCACCCCCCCGACGCACCCAUAGAAGACAGAGCGGCGGGCUAUUUACCGGUUCAAGUUAAAGAGGAACCGACGUCCCACGGAGAACCCCGCUGUACGGACCCCGAUGUGAUUCCCCCCGCGGGCGGUGCGCCGAUCGUCCGCUCGGCCAGGGUAAGGAGCGCGAGGAAAAAAUCCACCGCCACGCAGAAUAUGGAGAGCAACAUCCCGUUCAUGACCUGCAGCGAGUGCGGUCGGACUUUCGGCAAACUGAAGGCCUUGAUAGCCCAUAAAAAAACCCACACCACGUUCCGGUUGUACAACUGCUCCGAGUGCCCGGACUUCUUCACCAGUAACUCCGAGCUGUUUAAGCACCUCCAGACCCACAGGGUCAAAGGCUUGGCGUGUUCCUACUGCGGGGAGUGCUUUUCUUACAAGACCAACCUCGUGAUCCACGAGAAGAGCCACACGGGGCAGAAGACGUACUCGUGCUCCGAGUGCGGCAAGUGCUUCACCUACAACUCGUACCUGGUGAGGCACCAGAGGACUCACAAAGGGGAGAAGCCCUUCUCGUGCUCCGAGUGCGGCAAGAGCUUCACCCGGGGCUCCUACCUGGUUCUCCAUCAGCGGAUCCACACGGGGGAGAAGCCCUUCUCGUGCGCCGACUGCGGGAAGCGCUUCACUCAGAGCUCGAGUCUCGCCAGGCAUAAAAUCAUUCACACGGGAUCCAAACCGUUUUUUACGAGCUGAACGGGGGAGGGGAAAUUAUUAUUAUUAUUUUUUUUAAUGGAUAUGUCAAUUUAUUUCUCUUUGGAUAAAAUCCGACUUCUUUGCA